Molecule: messenger RNA, 1316 nt
Organism: Bacillus rossius redtenbacheri
Lineage: Eukaryota; Metazoa; Arthropoda; Insecta; Phasmatodea; Bacillidae
Product: zinc finger protein 511
Exons: 3
Coding region: 188-823 (211 amino acids)
Source: RefSeq, a predicted model, not a curated record
AGACCGUCAACCCGCCAAGUAGCAAGUACCACAUGAAAUGUGUGUGGAUGACAUGUGCAGUGGUUAUGUGUGAUAAAAAUAAAAUAAAUUUUGAUAACUAAUAGUGUGUAGAUAUGAGCAGAAAAUAAAUUUGAUGAAAGUUUACACUUAUUGUUUCUUCCAGAAGUCACGUCUUACAGUAUAGAAAAUGCAAGCACUGUUAAAUGCAUACGGCGUCGGGAAAAGACAUCCAGAAGACCCAUUUUUCGAAGAAGGUGAUAAACUAUGUAAACCUUACAAAAGAGAGGGUGUAUUUGAUGUUGAUGAUGAAGACCUUUGCCAUGAAGUUAUCGAAACAUUUUCGUGCACCGUGCUCGGCUGUCAUUGGCAGAUGAAGUCCCUCCUGGAGUUCGAAGCGCACUACAACUCCGUCCACCGCUACACGUGCGCAAAGUGCAAGAAGCAUCUGCCCACGCCUCACUUGUUGGAUCUGCACGUCGCCGAGACGCACGACUCGUUCUUCCAGGCCCAGGCCGAGAGACAACCGAUGUACUGCUGCUACGUGGAGUCGUGCCAGGAGAAGUUCAGCGACCCGCCGUCUCGCCGCAGCCACUGCGUGCAGGAGCACAAGUACCCGGCAGACUUCAGGUUCGACGCGGUGCGCACCAAGCACGGGAGCACCCCUCGGAGGCACGGCAAGAGCCGGCCGGCCGGCAAGGGCGUGCUCGGGCCGAGACACGGCAUCGGGUGCGAGUGGCACACCAGGGGCCGGCGCGCCUCCCGGGACAGCCCCUUGGACGGCGAGGCGUUCGCGGCAGAGCUGCGAGACAGCCUGCCGCAGUGAGAGUCGGCGAUGUUUGUUCCGCCUCGCGUGUCGUUCCUUACUGGCAUUUUGCACCAGUAACCGUGUGUCCGAUUCUCAAAAAAAAAAACGCACUGUACACGUCAACCCAGGAAACUAAAAAUUCCAGAUUUUUUUCCUAUACAGUUAAAUGUCUAGUGAAGUGACCUAUAAAUAAUAGACAGGUGUAAAAAAUAAAAGUUUUUAUUUUCAGGGAGUAGUUGCGAUGAUUGACGUGCAUAAUUUUUAAAAGCAAACAACACAGGUGCAAAUGGUGAUAAGAAAUGUCUUUCAAACUACAAAAUUGAUGAUCAGAAUUGACAAUAUGUGGGAAUUGAGCUGAAAAGUAACUCCCACCAGAACUGGGGAACUGGCUGGUUUAAAUGGAAUGUGAUUUAUUAUUGUAUCCAGAAUUAAAUAUACCUAUUUUAGUUUCGUUGUACUUAUUAAGAUACUUUUACAAGUGAAUAUUAACUGAAAUAAAAUUAACAAUGAA